AUGUUCCUCGACUUAUUCUCAACUAUUUCGAGUGCUCUAUCGAUCCAUCCACAGCCUCUUCGUAAUCCCGUGAUCACACCUGAACACUACGCCGCCCCACUUGUGAAAAAGAAGCGUUUAGCGAAGACGUUACUCUCAAAAAGAAAUCCCCCUUCAGUACCCUCACUACGAACCAUGGGUACCGAUACGGAAAUGAGCCCGACCGAGGUCAACCAACCAGUCACAAAGGAAGAAGUUGCGGACAUGUCUUCAUACACGGAUGUCAAGACCGAGCACGAUGGUUCAUUCGAAAGCCAAGCGUCACUCUAUAGCGAAAGAUCGAAAAGAAGACGCUAUAAAGCUAAGCGCGAUAAGAAACCUAGUGCAACGGGUAGGACAUGGACUAAGGUGGAAGAUCCUCAUGCUCCCCGCAAGCCUCGGUCAGGUUAUGUUCACUUCCUAAGUUCUCGCCGUUCCAAGUAUGGCACAGUGAAACAGGGAUGCGAUCAAAAAAGUAUCAAUGUAGCUUUAGCAGCAGAAUGGCAAAAACUCACCGAAGAAGAGCGGAAGCCUUUUCUUGAUCUUGCUGUUAAAGAGCGUCAGGAGUAUGAAGUGGAGCUGAAAGCGUACGAGAAAACGGAUCAUUACCGAGAGUUUAUGGAAAAGAAAGAGCGAAUACUAAGACUACGAAAACAACGUCGAAAGUUGGGCGUGGAUACUAAAGAAGAAUUUGAUGAGUCAUUGGACUUGGAAGACUCUUUACUGGAGGAUACCAAAAAGGAUGUUAAGGAUGUCAGCAAGGAGAAGACAUUCUCUUCCGACAAGCCAAUGAUACCUACGUUGCCGAAUUCAAAUAUACCCAUAUUUAGCUCAGAGUUCCUCGAAUACAACAAAAAUAGAGAGUCACAACUUCGAUCGAUACGGCGUGAAAUUGGUGUAGCUGAAGCUGAAAAGGAAGCGAUGCAACGAACCAUUGAGAAAAUGCAGGCGAAUAACGUUGCACUCGAAUCCCAGGCAGCCCAUGAUAAGAAAAUGGCGAAAGAAGCGGACUAUAUAAUAGAAUGUUGGAUGCGAGUACUGAAAGGCGCUAUGAGUGAAACCAUGAAAGAGUAUAAUCUUCAAAGCCCCGAGGAAACUGUAGCGUUCCUCACUAAACUCGCUAACGGUGACGCACCUAACGAGGACGUUUUGCAGGCCGUGAAAGAGGUAAUACAAAGUGCAUCAUUUUUACUGCCGAAAUAG
This is a messenger RNA of Necator americanus (New World hookworm), 1221 nucleotides long. RefSeq lists its product as uncharacterized. Gene Ontology annotation, biological process: regulation of gene expression. Bases 1 to 1221 code for a protein of 406 amino acids. Lineage: Eukaryota; Metazoa; Nematoda; Chromadorea; Rhabditida; Ancylostomatidae. The transcript has 13 exons. The record is from RefSeq and is a predicted model, not a curated record. Gene Ontology annotation, cellular component: nucleus.